GCAGACCAUCACAGGCAUCAGGCGAACUAGUCUAAGCUAUUCUUUUCCCAAGUCAUCUAUCUUCAUGGAGUAGGAGUGUACAAGAUUCGCGCUUCUUUCUCCCCAACUAAAAUGACUUCUUCGAUAGAGAAAGCUGGGGGCUCUUCUCCGGCUACUGCUAUCGAAAGUGAGAAAUCUAUCGACAAAUCUACUGCUUCCGACUCAACUAUAGCUCCGACAACGGGCAAGAAACAGGGAUCCCGCCCACCAUCCCCCCAUAAGAGUGACAAAGAUGGGGACAACAGUGAUGCUCUUUAUUCUCAUCUACCAGAACAUGAGAAACAGAUUUUGAAGAAACAGCUUGACGCGGAUGAAGUGAAAGUGUCGUUCUUCGCUCUUUUCCGCUAUGCAUCGAGGAUGGACAUACUUGUCAUCCUUGUAAGCGCGAUCUGUGCCAUUGCGGCGGGUGCAGCGUUGCCAUUAUUCACAAUACUUUUCGGUUCCUUAGCUUCAGCUAUGUCCAACAGAGUGGCAGAUCUCAUCUCAUACGAUGAAUUCUAUCAUCAACUGACGAAGAAUGUUUUGUAUUUCGUAUAUCUCGGUAUUGGUGAAUUCGUCACGGUAUACAUCAGCACUGUUGGGUUCAUCUAUACCGGUGAGCACAUCAGCCAGAAAAUUCGCGAGCAUUAUCUCGAGUCCAUCCUACGUCAAAAUAUGGCCUAUUUUGAUAAGUUAGGUGCCGGUGAGGUGACCACGCGCAUUACCGCUGACACGAACCUUAUUCAAGACGGUAUCUCGGAGAAAGUUGGACUUACACUUACAGCCAUUUCUACAUUUGUCACCGCGUUUAUUGUCGCAUAUGUGAAAUAUUGGAAAUUAGCACUAAUUUGCAGCUCGACUAUUGUCGCCCUCGUUUUAGUAAUGGGGGGAGGUUCUCGCUUCAUCGUCAAAUACAGCAAGAAAUCCUUGGACAGCUAUGGUGCUGGGGGGACCGUCGCGGAGGAGGUUAUUAGCUCGAUUCGGAAUGCUACUGCAUUUGGCACUCAGGACAAGCUUGCCAAGCAAUACGAGGCUCAUCUGGCCGAAGCAGAGAAGUGGGGAGUCAAAAACCAACUUAUUCUUGGCUUCAUGGUCGGUGGAAUGUUUGGUAUCAUGUUCUCCAAUUAUGGUCUCGGCUUUUGGAUGGGCUCUCGAUUCCUUGUCAAUGGAGAGGUUGAUGUUGGUCAGGUCCUUACUGUAUUGAUGGCAAUUUUGAUUGGCUCAUUCAGCCUGGGAAACGUCAGUCCGAAUGCUCAAGCAUUUACCAAUGCUGUGGCCGCGGCUGCUAAGAUCUAUACCACCAUUGAUCGCUCUUCACCAUUGGACCCAUAUUCGGAUGAUGGAGAGAAGCCUGACCACAUCGAAGGAAACAUUGAGUUCCGUAACGUCAAACACAUCUAUCCCUCCAGACCUGAAGUAACGAUCAUGGAUGGUGUCUCCUUAUCGAUGCCAGCCGGCAAAACCACAGCCUUGGUCGGCCCUUCCGGUUCUGGAAAGAGUACUGUUGUUGGGCUGGUUGAGCGUUUCUACUUUCCUGUUGGUGGCCAAGUGUUGCUAGAUGGCUAUGAUCUUCAGGACCUCAACCUUCGUUGGCUGCGUCGGCAAAUCUCGCUAGUCAGCCAGGAACCCAUUCUUUUUGGCACGACCAUCUACAAGAAUAUUCAGUAUGGGCUGAUUGGUACAAAGUUUGAGAACGAAUCCGACGACAAGAUCCGUGAACUGAUUGAGAAUGCGGCAAGGAUGGCCAACGCGCAUGACUUCAUCAAUGCUUUGCCUGAAAGGUACGAGACUAACGUUGGCCAGCGCGGAUUCCUGCUCUCUGGCGGACAAAAGCAGCGAAUUGCCAUUGCCCGCGCCAUUGUCAGUGACCCAAAGAUUCUUUUGCUUGAUGAAGCUACUUCUGCACUAGACACGAAAUCAGAAGGGGUUGUCCAAGCUGCUCUUGAUAAAGCCGCACAAGGUCGAACCACUAUUGUUAUUGCCCAUCGUCUAUCUACUAUCAAAGAUGCCCAUAACAUCGUUGUCUUGGUUGACGGCAAGAUUGUAGAACAGGGAACACACGAUGAACUAGUCGAUCGCAGGGGUACUUACAAUAACCUUGUAGAGGCUCAGCGCAUCAAGGAAGAAAAUGACGCGGAAGCUCUGGACGCUGAUGCCGAGGAUGAAGAUGUGUUCUCCAAGGAACAAAUAUCUCGUAUCAAGACUGCAGACAGCGGCUCGGCUUCGGCCUUGGAUAUCGAAUAUGAAAAGGUUUACUCGGGCAUCGGACGUUCUGCCACGCACAAGUCAGUAUCAAGCGCUAUUCUCUCCAAGAAGAGCCCGGAGAAAGCUAAAAAGUACUCACUCUGGUCUCUGGUCAAAUUUAUCGCUUCAUUCAACCGUCCUGAGCUGAACUACAUGUUGAUUGGCUUGGUCUUCUCCAUUCUUUCAGGAGGUGGUCAACCCACCCAGGCGGUCCUUUACGCCAAAGCGAUCAGUUCACUCUCUUUAGGUGUAGCAGGCCCAAGCAUGUAUGGCAAACUUCGACAUGAUGCAAACUUCUGGUCUCUGAUGUUUUUCGUUGUUGGAAUUGCUCAGUUCAUCAAUCUCUCUAUUCAUGGCGCCGCAUUUGCUGUUAGUUCGGAAAGACUGAUCCGUCGCGCGCGAAGCAAGGCAUUUAGAACGAUCCUUCGUCAAGACAUCACUUUCUUUGACAGAGAGGAAAACAGCACUGGUGCCCUGACGUCUUUCUUGUCUACCGAAACGAAACAUUUGUCGGGAGUCAGUGGCGUGACUCUGGGGACAAUUUUGAUGACUAGCACGACUCUUGGCGCUGCCAUUGUGAUCUCCCUAGCAAUCGGGUGGAAAUUAGCUUUGGUUUGUAUUUCCGUUGUCCCAGUCCUUCUGGCGUGUGGAUUCUACCGUUUCUACAUGCUUGCUCAGUUCCAGCAGCGUUCCAAACUUGCUUACGAAGGGUCUGCGAGUUACGCUUGUGAGGCAACCUCGGCUAUCCGCACUGUGGCCUCUCUCACCCGCGAACAAGAUGUGUGGACAGUAUAUCACUCCCAGCUGGAAGCACAAGGGAAGAAGAGCCUAGUUUCCGUUCUGUGGUCUUCGAUAUUAUAUGCUAGCUCACAGGCCUUGGUUUUCUUCUGCGUUGCUCUCGGUUUUUGGUAUGGAGGCACGCUCCUAGGCAAACACGAGUAUUCAGUUUUCCGCUUCUUCGUCUGCUUCUCUGAGAUUCUCUUCGGUGCACAGUCUGCGGGAACCGUCUUCUCCUUUUCCCCGGACAUGGGUAAGGCGAAGAAUGCCGCAGCCGAAUUUAAGAAACUGUUUGAUAGGAAGCCGGCCAUUGAUACGUGGUCAGAAGAUGGCGAGAAGCUGGAGUCAGUAGACGGUACAAUUGAAUUCCGCGACGUGCAUUUCAGAUACCCGACUCGUCCCGAGCAGCCUGUUCUCCGGGGUUUGAAUUUGACAGUAAAGCCCGGACAAUAUAUUGCCCUUGUGGGACCCAGUGGAUGCGGAAAGAGUACUACUAUUGCAUUGCUUGAGCGCUUCUAUGAUGCACUGUCCGGAUCUAUACUUGUGGAUGGCAAGGAUAUCACCCAACUCAAUGUUAACUCAUACCGAAGCUUCUUAUCCUUGGUCAGUCAGGAACCGACCUUGUAUCAAGGGACUAUCAAAGAGAAUAUCUUGCUUGGCGUCGAGCAAGACGAGACCCCAGAGGAGGCAGUCGUUAAGGCGUGCAAAGAUGCCAACAUCUAUGAUUUCAUUAUGUCUCUUCCGGACGGAUUCAACACCGUGGUCGGCAAUAAAGGAGGCAUGUUAUCUGGUGGGCAAAAGCAACGAGUCGCUAUUGCGCGCGCCCUUCUUCGUGACCCUAAGAUCCUCCUUCUAGAUGAAGCCACUUCUGCACUUGAUUCCGAAUCUGAAAAGGUUGUACAGGCGGCGCUGGAUGCCGCUGCCCGAGGUCGAACUACAAUUGCCGUUGCCCACCGGCUGAGCACGAUCCAAAAGGCCGACGUUAUCUAUGUUUUUGACCAGGGCAAGAUCGUUGAAAGCGGAACACACCAGGAACUGGUUCGCACGAAAGGCCGUUACUAUGAAUUGGUCAACCUACAGAGUUUGGGCAAGGACCACUAAUCAUAAUGUUUUCAUAUAUGCUAUCCAAAAUACCCUUCUGUCAUCUCCAUCUUACCCCUAUAUACCAACUACACCAGACAACGGUAUCAUUAUGUUCUUUUGACUAUGCUCUGCUUGAAGUUUAUCUAUAUUCCCCUUUAUCUUCUCUCCUCUCAUACCUGCCAUAUAUAUCAUGCAUAGGCCUUGUGGCGAGCACAUGUUGGUUUCUCGCUCUGAUUAGCUUGAAAGUCCCCCGACAGUUAUCAUCGUUCCAGACAUAUAUGAAUUUGAAACACUUAAUCAGGAAAGGGAAAACGAAGAAGAAAUAUCCAUGGGCAUAUUACGAUAUCACAUAGGUUGAAACAAAUAUUAGUUUGUUCAGCGCAUAAAGACUUGCUAGCCUUUGAGUAGUCAACGAUCCUCAAAAAUGCUAGACUCGGAUUCAUAGUAGUUAAUCUCGAUCACCGACCCCAUAUGUUCUCUGCACAUCUAUCUGGCGCACUCCGCGGGCAUCAGCAAUAAGAGCCAUCAGGCCUCGUCCGAUAUCUUUUAUUUCAUUGUACUCGUGAAGAAGACAAAUAUGUCGCUGGACCGUUGCAGACGGAUCGUCCCU
Aspergillus alliaceus is the source of this 4732-nucleotide messenger RNA. RefSeq names its product ABC multidrug transporter Mdr1 (gene mdr1). Bases 112 to 4140 code for a protein of 1342 amino acids. Lineage: Eukaryota; Fungi; Ascomycota; Eurotiomycetes; Eurotiales; Aspergillaceae. Gene Ontology annotation, cellular component: membrane. The transcript has 3 exons. Gene Ontology annotation, biological process: transmembrane transport. The record is from RefSeq and is a predicted model, not a curated record. Gene Ontology annotation, molecular function: ATP hydrolysis activity; ATP binding; ABC-type transporter activity.